Molecule: messenger RNA, 1030 nt
Organism: Dreissena polymorpha
Lineage: Eukaryota; Metazoa; Mollusca; Bivalvia; Myida; Dreissenidae
Product: actin-related protein 2/3 complex subunit 3-A-like
Exons: 7
Coding region: 156-689 (177 amino acids)
Biological process (GO): Arp2/3 complex-mediated actin nucleation; regulation of actin filament polymerization
Cellular component (GO): Arp2/3 protein complex; cytoskeleton
Molecular function (GO): actin filament binding
Source: RefSeq, a predicted model, not a curated record
CAGUUACAGAACGAAUUUGGAAUUAAAAAACUGUUGUUGUUUUUUUAUUUAAUUAACAAUUUAUUUAUAAAUUUCCAUUUACAAUUAAUGUUCAUGCACACGUAGUCACGUGACCCACCCGGAAGUGUUCAAGUAAGGAUACACAAGUUCUGAAAAUGCCAGCUUAUCAUUCAAAAUUUACUGAACCUCCAAAGUUGGUUGGGAAUAUGGCCCUCCUGCCACUUCGAACAUCAUAUAAAGGACCAGCACCGAAAGAUACUACAGAUUUUGAUAUUAUAGACGAAGCAAUUUCUUUCUUCAAGGCAAAUAUCUUCUUCAGAACUUAUGAAAUAAAGAGUGAAGCAGAUAGGACCUUGAUCUACAUAACUCUAUACAUGAGUGAAUGUCUCAAAAAGUUGCAACGGUGCAAUUCAAAGAAUGAAGGACAGAAGGAGAUGUACACUUUAGGCAUUAUCAACUACCCCAUUCCAGGCGAGCCAAAGUUCCCACUCAAUGCAAUGUUCUCAAAGCCCUCCAGCAAAGCAGAAGAAGAUACUAUGAGGGCAUACUUGCAACAAAUCAGACAGGAAGUGGGUAUUCGGAUGUGUGACAAGGUCUUCGACCCAGAGACUGACAAGCCCUCUAAGUGGUGGAUGUGCUUUGUGAAGAGGAAGUUCAUGGACAAAAGUCUAGCAGCUCCUGGGCAGUAGAUGUAUAGAAACACGACCAAGUUGGGACAUUUAGUGGUGCAUAACCAAAUACAUGUAUGAAAAUCAACAUUCAGAAAAGUUUGCCCGCCAUACUUUUUAUGCAAUACAUUCCUCUCCAUGUGAGAUUGAGUGGAUAAUUGUUUUGUCAGUAAUUCUUUUGGGCAAUUCCUCUUCUAUUAUGUUCAGAACUCAAUAGCUUAGUUGAUUAACAAUAUUGAUGUUUUCUAAUUGAAGAUCACUGUGUAUACUCGAGUAUAUUUAUGCUGUCCUCCGGCUGUUUAUACCUCUUGUAACUGUAUCUGUACACAUUAUAUUUGUACAAAUAAAAUAUUAAAACAGUU